Molecule: messenger RNA, 2391 nt
Organism: Sander lucioperca (pikeperch)
Lineage: Eukaryota; Metazoa; Chordata; Actinopteri; Perciformes; Percidae
Gene: prozb
Product: protein Z, vitamin K-dependent plasma glycoprotein b
Exons: 7
Coding region: 35-2080 (681 amino acids)
Biological process (GO): proteolysis
Cellular component (GO): extracellular region
Molecular function (GO): serine-type endopeptidase activity; calcium ion binding
Source: RefSeq, a predicted model, not a curated record
GUGUAUCUGUGUGUGUGUGUGUGUCCCUGUGUGUAUGUGUCCCUGUGUGUGUGUGUGCAGUGGAGUCAGUGUCAUGGCGGUCAGCAUCAUGUCGGCUUGUUGUCGAGCGUCUCUUCUGUCUCUCUACUUCCUCGCUUGCUUCCUUCAGGUUCUCAUCCAAGGAGAAGAAGUGUUUCGGGCUGGCCAGACGCAGGAUGUGUUCCUGCGGUCCAAACGGGCCAACUCCUUCCUGCUGGAGGAGCUCCUGCAGGGGAACCUGGAGCGAGAGUGUUACGAGGAGGCCUGCAGCUACGAGGAGGCCCGCGAGUACUUCGAGAACACCCCCAAAACGAACGCCUUCUGGACCCGUUACGUCGACGGCGACCAGUGCGAGUCCGCCCCCUGCCUCCACGGAGGGAACUGCAGCGACAGAGUGGGGGGGUUCCUCUGCUCCUGCCCCGCCCCCCACCACGGUCCUGUCUGCCAGCUGGGAGGCGCAGAAAAGCCGGCCACCGCGCGCCAGACCACCACAGCAGAGCUAGUUAAGUGUCCGACUGAAGGUCCGACAGCGUGCCACCAGCUGUGCACGGCGUCCCAGCGUUCCUUCACCUGCUCAUGCAUGCCGGGAUUCAAACUACAGCGCGACGGGCAGAGCUGCCUGCCCGAAGUGGCGUUUCCCUGCGGACGACUUCCUGACAAGUUCCACACGACCGAGUCAAUAUGUCGCCAUGGAAACUGUCCCUGGCAGGUGUCCCUGUUUAGCAGCAGAGGGGUGGAGCUGUGUGGUGGCGUGGUGCUUGGUCGUCGCUCCGUCCUGACCGCCGCCCGCUGCCUCUUCCCGGACUCACAGCCCGACCUCCGACCCUCAAACUUCGCCGUGGGCAUCGGCGCCAAUAAGAAGGUGCCCGUCCAGGCGCUGUACGUGCACGAGAGUUUCCGUAGGGAUCACCAGGACAACAACCUCGCCAUCCUGGAGCUGUCCCGCCCGCUGAACUUUAGCCCCGCCCUCAUCCACCUCUGCCUGCCCGAGAAGGACUUCAGCGAAAACAUCCUGAUGCAUGCUGGGAAGACGGGCGUGGCCGCGCAGCGGGGGGGCCGUCGGACGCAGACGCUGGUCCACGUGACGCCGGACGAGUGCCGCGGUCGGGUGAACGCCUCGCAUCGGCUGAGCAACAAAAUGUUCUGCAUGGCGAGGCAGAACGGCGCCGCGAGAAGUCCCAACGGACCUUUGAGGCCUCAAAACAGAGCCGAGAGAAGUCUGGACGGAUUUUCGGGGAAUGAAAAUGGAACAGAAAGUAUGCUCAAUGGACAUUUAGGACCCCAAAAUGUCACCCAGAGAAGCCCAAACGUACCUUUGAGGCACCAAAAUGGCGCCCAGAGAAGCCCAAACGUACCUUUGAGGCACCAAAAUGUCACCCAGAGAAGCUUAAACGGACCUUUGAGGCACCAAAAUGGCGCCCAGAGAAGCUUAAACGGACCUUUGAGGCACCAAAAUGGCGCCCAGAGAAGCUUAAACGGACCUUUGAGGCACCAAAAUGUCACCCAGAGAAGCUUAAACGGACCUUUGAGGCACCAAAAUGUCAGCCAGAGAAGCCCAAACGUACCUUUGAGGCACCAAAAUGGCGCCCAGAGAAGCCCAAACGUACCUUUGAGGCACCAAAAUGUCACCCAGAGAAGCUUAAACGGACCUUUGAGGCACCAAAAUGUCACCCAGAGAAGCCCAAACGUACCUUUGAGGCACCAAAAUGGCGCCCAGAGAAGCUUAAACGGACCUUUGAGGCACCAAACUGGCGCCCAGAGAAGCUUAAGCUCAGCAGGAAAAAGGUCAAAGAUUGAGAAUCCCGAGACUUUGGAGCCGGCGCAAGGUUCGGGCCGAUGUGGCGAGCUGUUGCCAGGGACGCCAGUUGCCACGGUGGAGCGAGGGACAGCGUUUCUCACCGGGCUGCUGAUGACGUCGUCCUCAGGUUGCGGUGGCGGUGGCGACAGCGACCUUCUGGUGUUUACCAAACUGUCCCGCUACCUGAGUUGGAUCCGGCCGCGGCUGAAGGUGGCCGAGGACUACGUUACGCCGCAACAGCUCCAGUAUCCGGAGGAACGCUAAGCUAACCGUCACGCCAACAGUAGACGGGAUUUACAAGACAUUUCCAGCGGGACUUGAUGCUGAAAUAUUCAGGGUUUCUACAGGUUUCACUGAGUCACAUUUAGGAGUUUUUGAGACUAAUAUGAAUGAAAUGUAAGAGCUAUAUCACAACAUCAAAAACAAGUUGCAUGUUGGUCUCAUUUGUAGUCCUAAUACAGAGAAUUAUGUUUGGAGUAGUGACAGAAAGAACUACAACACCACAGAAUUAAUAAAAAACAUUAUCAAGUGCUGUGUGAGCAUUAGACACACACACACACACACACACACACACA